Messenger RNA from Topomyia yanbarensis, 1456 nucleotides. RefSeq lists its product as uncharacterized. The coding region runs from base 124 to 1455 and encodes 443 amino acids. The transcript is spliced from 7 exons. Lineage: Eukaryota; Metazoa; Arthropoda; Insecta; Diptera; Culicidae. The record is from RefSeq and is a predicted model, not a curated record.
AACAAAUAUUUACAUUACAUAAAGUUGAUUUUAAUCAUGUAUAUUUUUUCAGCAAACAAAUUCACCGACGAGUCUCUUAUGUAUACCGAGGAUCAUCAUUUACAAGAAAUAUGAAUUUGUGAAAUGGGGCCACGCAGGAUUAUUUUAUCGGUAGUACAAAGACUGUUUGAUCAGGUAAUGGACACGGACGAAACAAAGCCUUCAAUCUCCGACACUGAGAAGGAUCUUGGAAGUUUAAAAAUACUUCGCCGUACGCUUGAAGAUAAUCCAAAGAGUAGAAGAGUAUUAUAUUCGAAAUUAGAUGGGGACCAAAUACCCGAUCAUAAGGAGCUAUUAUUGAUGAUUCGUGUAUUGUGCGGAGAAAUGGUCUAUAAACUCAUGAAAGACCACGAGUAUCCAUCUAGAGAAGACAAAGAAGCGUUAGCAAUAGGUAUAAUCAAAGCGAUCCCCAAACUGAAGGAACUUAAAGGACCUGAUGAAGCACCAGAUCAUGUGAGUGUUUUUUUCUGGAAAAAUGGAGGGAAAGGGCCUAAUCAUGAGCACACUGGUAUGAUCCAGACACAUUUACGGAAUGCAGCAAAGAAUCUCCCCCAAAGCGACCGGAAAUUUACACACAAGAUUAAAAAACCAAAUAUUACAAGUAUUUCAUCGAUUAUUUUGGAGCAAGCAGAAGAAUGUUCUCAGCUUGAAAGGAAUGCGGCCAAUUUCAAUAAAAUAUCAAAAUAUAUGGCCGAUACUCAUGAACUGCAUGUAUUGCUCUUAUAUAACAAAAAAUCCGUGCAGGAUAUACUAAAUGUAUUUCCUCACCUAAUGUCGUUCGAGGGUUUGCAAAUUCAAAAGGCAUUCGAAAGGCUCAAUCCUGGAUAUAACACCAAUUCUGAUUUACGACAAAUAUUCGCAAGAGGACUUUUGAUAGAAGACGACAAGCACAUGAAUGUUCAUGAUGAUGGUGUGCGAGGUUGUCUACGGAUCAUGGCUGCAUUGACGAGACGUGGCAUAAAACAGAAAUCAGCGCUGCAACAUCAAAAUGUGGAAGAUGAACUUGCCGCGCCAUUGAUCACAUGGAUUGAGGAUUGUUUUUUACAUGAGGAAUGUACUGCUAUUAUGCGCAUAAUUGAUACGAACGAGUCGUUGGGGAAUCUUUUGGCUAAAUACAUUGCAAUAAAUAUCGAGUCCGGUUCAUUUCCACCACCACAUGUUGUGUGUAAAACUGGAAAUUAUUACCUAUUCAUGGAAGGUGAACUCAUUGCAUGCGGAGAAGAAUCUGUGCAGUCCAUUGACUGCCUAUUCAAAAGUUUCGCAGUAUUUGGGAUAGGUGUGCCGACAGCCCUGAAGAAGGUCCACGAAUUCGUUGAAAUAAGUGGUUAUAAGUUAAAAUUUUACAGCGCUAGACUUUCUGUUCGUCGUCUCACUGCAUCGUUUACGGAGUCAUUCAAAGUUGAGAAUAUAAUGUAAA